GUCUAAAUGUUGGAAAAUCACAUUGCUAAGAAAUCCAGGAAAUUUUGACGCGACUGUUUAUCCUGUUAUCGAUGACUUGGUUGUGAGUUUUAUAUAAGACAGUGGUUUAAAAUGUGAAUGGAUAAUAGAGUAAGGAAUCUUUGUUUUGUAUGAAAAGCUGUGACGACUGUCUACGGACUUAGUGAAGGCACGACGUUGGAAGCACACACUUAUGUCUCUAUUUUUGUAUGCUUUGUAUCCAAUACAAGGUGUUUCAUCAGUACCAAAGCUUUUCCUCAUCUUAUGGACAUUACUACUACAGCUCCCCAAUAUCGAUAUAUAAAUAUAUAGAGUGAUAAAGGAAUCCCAACUGUCAGUCAAGUUUCAGAAUCUGGCCUGUUUCUAUAAAAGCAGUGUGUGAUGCUCCGCUGGAUUCUCGGUACUCGCGGCUCACAUGGCUCGGCUGAGAUACAGAAUCGCUAUGCUGCCCUUUGUAUUGGAGAGGAACAGCCCAAAAACUGUUACACUGAGCUGCAGGUGCUCAGAGGCCAUUUUGACAUUGUUAGAUUUCUGGUGCAGAUUGAUGACUUCAGAUUUGCAUCAGCGGGGGAUGACGGGAUGGUGCUUGUAUGGAAUGUUGAGACUGGAGAGCGGCUGCUAGAAUUACGAGCUCAUACUCAACAGAUCACGGCUUUGACGGUGUACACAUGUACCAGCACAGAAAAACCCCUCACAGCCCUUAUAACAGCUUCAUCAGACCGCAUGAUGUGUCUAUGGGAUGCGGACACAGGACACCGAGUACGCACCGUGUCCAAUCUACCAUCUUCUGUUAAGAGUCUUCUGGUGUUGGAUCAUCUGGACCUGUUCCUCUCUGGAGGUAAUGAGCUGUGUGUAUGGAAUAAAGAAUUUCAGCUACAGUGUAAGACGGACCAUUACAGAGACUCAGGCAUCACUGCAUUAAUGGAUUUGCCCAAAUGCUGUGUUGCUGCUGCCAUUGACAAAGAGAUUGUCAUUUUUAAGCUGAAUCAGUCUGAAGCCGAAAUGUCGAUCUUGGCUGUCCGUCAUCUGACUGAUCACCAAGACACAAUCCGGACACUUAUCAGAGUCAAUGAUGAUAUGUUUGCUAGUGGCUCUCACAUCGGAGAAGUCAUCCUCUGGGAUACCCUUGACUGGACAAUCCAGGCAUAUGAGCGAAUUUUAUGGGAGGAACCAGAUCAUGAGGUUCAAACAGAAAUCAAAAUGGGGCAGCAGAAACAGAGCGAAGCUUCUAUUCAGCACCUGCACUCAGAUGGAGAGCGAGUAGUUGCAGCAGUGGGCAGUGGGCUGUUUGUGUAUAACACAAGGACGAAGACAGUGGUGGCAUAUAGGAAGUUUGCUCAUGACUCUGAUGUUCUAUAUACUACGCUGCUGCACAAUGGGCAGGUGAUGUCGUGUUCUGAAGAUGGCAGUGUCAGGAUCUGGGAGUUGCUGGAGCUCCCCCUACCUGCAGAGCCUGCCUCCUCAGGCUUUUUCGGCUUGUUUAGCACCAUUGGAAGAUCCGGUAAACAGGGUAGUGUGCCAUCUAAGAAGCUUCUGGAAGUUUCUGGUCUGUGCUCACUGGAGUUGGUUGGUGAUCUGAUUGGUCACUCUGGAGCUGUGCAGAUGUUUCUGAGUUUUGGCAGGAGAGGAGUGGUCACUUGCUCAGCCGAUCAUCUGCUCAUCGUGUGGAAAGACGGAGAAAGAGAGUCGCAUCUGCGCAGUCUCGCUCUGUUCCUGAAGAUGGAGGAGAAAGGCUGCCUCUGAACCUUCUCAUUCUCCCUCUCACCUACAAAAAUGACAUGAUCUCAGUAGGGCUCGGUGAGGAACGGGAUGCCAGGGUUUCCAAAAUGCAGCCUGCAAAGAACAAUGAAUCUUUUUUAUUAUUAUUUUUUAGGUUUUUAUUUAUUUUUUUAAGCAUGAAUAAGCACGAGUGCUGAAUAGAGCUCAAGUCUAUAAUCGGCAUCUCACUCUGAAUGUCUCUGCUAGUUAGUGGGAGUUGUUGUUGUUGUUGCCAUUUUAUUCCUGCUUUUUACUGACAAAUAUGACUGAACAAAAAAGUAAGACAACUGUUACUGCUACUGAGCAUGCUUAUAUUUUAAUUGAAAGAGAGUUUCAUUUUUAAAAUGCUAAGCUUGAUUGUCCUUAAGCAUUUUUGACAAAUCAGUGUAUGUAUGAUUUUGAAUGUAUUUAGUGAAUGAUUUGUUAGUGGGUAUACAAUGAUUUAAAGUUUUAUUAAUCAACAAUAUAAAUGGUUGUUAAGGAAAGACCAUUUUGGGGAGGAGGUCAUGGAGGGAAAAAGCUUAUUGUUCCUGGGAUCCUCCAUAGCCCUGUAUAGGAUAGUCCCUAUAAUAUUCUUAGUAUUAUGAAACUUUUAUUAGAUUUAUUACAAAGAUGGGUCACAUGAGGGUUUUUGUGGCCUAAUAUUAGGUGAAAGAUGGCAACCCCAUGCCUUCAACUAGAGCUUUGUUCUUUGUAGAUCACACUAACCGCUGUAUGAGCACAGAACCUACAGAGCAAGUGACCUAGAACAAAAAGCUCUGACCGGACCCUAGUGUGAGUUUACUAGUGAUUUAGCCAGUUACCAUUAACUAGCGGCCUAAAAAACAAGCACGUUUUGAGGAGUAAUGACUUCAUCCCUGAUCACUCAGUGUGCUGUUUUGUACAGAGCCACAUUUGACUGGUAUCCUUUCAUGGAGCUUCAAGUCUGAUUGCAGGUAGCUUUCUGAAAGACAGCUUUCACUGCAGUUUACAAUUAUGCACGACUGCCAACGUGACUUCUAACCAGAAAUGCCAUGUUUUACACAAUAAUCAAUGUUUUUCUUUUUCAUUUUUACAUGUUGCAUCAUUGAACUGUUUCACAAAACAAGUGUUAUAAUGGUUUACUGUGUGAGUGACUUCUUACAAGUAGCUAUAGAAAAAAAAAAUUAAAUAAACCAUCCAUUGUUCUUGCCAGUA
This is a messenger RNA of Tachysurus fulvidraco (yellow catfish), 2952 nucleotides long. It is a transcript of the gene wdr41, whose product is annotated as WD repeat domain 41. Gene Ontology annotation, molecular function: protein binding. The record is from RefSeq and is a predicted model, not a curated record. The transcript is spliced from 15 exons. Bases 400 to 1761 code for a protein of 453 amino acids. NCBI's taxonomy places the organism in Eukaryota, Metazoa, Chordata, Actinopteri, Siluriformes, Bagridae. Gene Ontology annotation, cellular component: lysosomal membrane. Gene Ontology annotation, biological process: regulation of autophagy.